Messenger RNA from Spodoptera exigua (beet armyworm), 1647 nucleotides. Lineage: Eukaryota; Metazoa; Arthropoda; Insecta; Lepidoptera; Noctuidae. The record is from the annotation of a GenBank genome assembly.
AUUAAAAGUUUAAACUCAGUACACACACGCGCCGGUCGUCACGUCUUCAGCAUUAAUUUGUAAUAGAACGGUUACUUUAUCAGCGAAUAUUAAAAAGCCUGUAAAAAUGUUCAGCUGAAAUUCAGUGUCGAAUAAUGUGUCUUAAUUACUAGUGAUAACGUGCGUUUUCGUGUGACCUUCUAUUUUAUAAUGACAACUCAUGUAGACAGUACUUGUAAAAGCAUAGACAUAGACAGUGGUGAUUCAGUGAAAAUGGUGUACACAAUAACUCCACAGAAUAUAUUGGUGAAAAAUAAUGAGACAAAGCGAUGUUUGUGGAAGGAAUUACUCAUAGCUGUACUAGUAAACCUACCAUUCUUCACACAUGGAAUAGAAACCACAAGAUUGACGUCAUCAAUACAUUCCGGCCAUUUUGUGAAUGGUAAUGCCACCACAUGGACAACUACCUCAGUAAUUGCUGGGGCAGGCAUAGCUGCUCCUAUAUUCUGCUAUAUAGCAGACACUUAUGGCAGAAUGAGCGGGGUGUUUUCAGUCAGUAUGAUACAAGGGAUAUCACUGAUCCCACACUUUCUACUAAAUAAAAGAAAUAUAUUCUACGUAGAAAUAAUCCUGCAUAUCCUAGCGGGAAUAUCAUCAGGCGGGUUAUUCACCGUCCUACCAAUUUAUUUAAGAGAAGUGACCACAGUCCGUGGGUUUGCCGUCCCACUCUUGGUGGUGAUGACCACAGGAGGCUACUUAAUGAAGGUGGUAGCUGUGGAAGUGAGGUUAUACGUGAUGCUGGCAAUGGUGAUGGUGCAGUUCCUAUCAAUUCUGAUGAUGGUGGAGAGUCCAAGUUACCUGGUGAUGAUAAGGAAAUAUGAGAAUGCGAAAAAGAAUUUAUCAAAGCUUGUUCGUGUGGAUGAGAAUGAUUCGUAUGUGUCAAAGGAAAUAUCUCAGCUUAAAGAUGAAAGUGAUAAAGCAAAGGCUAAAGGAAGACUCACAGUUUGUACCGUGUGGCGAAACAAGAUCUGGCUAGAUGGUACAAAAAUUGGAAUUGUUCUGUACACAAUAACGGCUAUAGGAGGAAGCAUUCUCUUCUUGGAUCAGCAGAAAACAUUGAUGCAGUUGAGGGUAUCUUCAGACCCUGAAAAUAUGUUGGUACUUAGCACCUUAUUCCUUGGAAGCGUGUUCUGUUUAAUUUGCACAACCUUCGUGGAUAGAAAGUACCUCCUAACAGCAGCCUACGUCACAAUGACGAUAUCAACAGGGGUACUAGCAGUGUAUACACAAGCUGAUCUAACAGUGACGUCAUUAAGAUGGCUGCCUGUGUCUGCACUUGGAGUUUUGGUCUUCGCAUACGGAGUAGCUUGGGGUCUACCUAUCGUUAUCAUGGUGGAGAUAUUUAAUUUGGAGAUCCGAGCAACACUUAUUGGAGCUAUUUACCUGUACUCACAUGUGAUCAAACUAAUCCAUGUACACACCUUCCAAUACGUAGAAGAUUACGUAGGAGUUUAUACCACAUUCUACAUAUUCGCCUGCAUAAACUUGUUUGGGGUGGUGUACACUCUGUUCGCUGUACCUAAUAUUAAGAACAAAAGUGUUAAGCAGAUUGAGAAACAAUUAAAAAGACAACCUUUGCCUGCGUGAAUAAAGUUUAAAUUAUGUUUU